Messenger RNA from Pelagomonas calceolata, 4521 nucleotides. The record is from the annotation of a GenBank genome assembly. Lineage: Eukaryota; Pelagophyceae; Pelagomonadales; Pelagomonadaceae.
GGCGCGCGGGUGCGCCAUGACUGCCGUGAAAGUGGCCGGCAGCGCCUGAGCUCAAACGAUUGCAACGCGCGCAUCGAUCAGCAGGCAGCCCAGUUCCAUGCGCAAACGAGAACGAUCAAUGCCUGCCGCCUCGCGACGGCCGCGCUCGUCUUGGCAGUGAGCAGCAUCAUGGCCUUGCUGUGUGGCGUCGCGCGCGUGGUCGUCGGCGUCCUGCUGGCCGCGCACUGCGCCGCGGCGCUGCCCCACAUCGCGCCGUCGGCCGCGCCAGGCAACAGCACCGACCGGCGGCGCCUCCAGCCGGGGUCGGGCCCGAACUGCCCGGCGGGCAUGUUUGAUAUGACCGACGGGAGCUGGAACUGGUGGCAGUGCGGCCAUGGCUGCGCGGGCGGCCGCUACACGGAUGCGUAUUGCUACUGCGCCUGCCAAUGCGAGAGCGGCAACCCGGCCUACCUCACCGGCAGCGACGGGCCGUGCGUCGACUCUGAUUACUACUAUGACGACGCUGGUCAGGCCGAUGACUGGUACUAUUACUAUGACGACGAUGGCCAAGACGAUAAUUUGAACUAUUACUAUGACGACAAUGGCCAGGACGAGGAGGAGGACGCAAACGAGGACGAGGAGGAGGACGCCGUCGAGGACGAUGACUGGUACUAUUACUAUGACGACAACACUGUCUCCGUCUUGGACGACGACAGCAUCAGAGACGCGGUGGCGGCGUGGCUCGAGGACGCGACGGCCGCCGAGGCGACGUACGGCCACAUCUCGACGUGGGAGACAUCGGAGGUGACGGACAUGUCGGAGCUGUUCGAUGGCGCCUCGUCGUUCAACGAGGACAUUAGCGCGUGGGACACCUCGGGCGUUACGUCGAUGGCGGAGAUGUUUCGGGACGCAUCCUCCUUCAAUCAGGACAUUGGAGGCUGGAGCGUUGGAGCUGUUAUCGAUAUGGAGGAGAUGUUCGAUGGCGCCUCAACGUUCAACCAGGACAUUAGUGGUUGGGCGGUCCACAGCGUCGGGGACAUGGGCUGGAUGUUCGCCCACGCCUCGGCCUUUGACCAGGACCUCGGCUGGUGCGUGGACGACCUGAACCUGACCGACGCGUUCACCAACACCCCGUGCGAGUCGACGUCGUGCGGCGUACAGUUACAGGACAACGAUGGCGCCUGCCCGAGCCCGACCUACGCUCCCAGCCGGCGCCCGACGCUGCGUCCCACGCCGACACCCAGUCGGCGCCCUACGCAGCGCCCGACCUAUGCACCCAGCCGGAGCCCGACGCCGCGUCCUAGCCCGGCGCCACGGCCAACGUCGACGCCCAGCGGACGCCCGACGCCCAAGCCCUCGGCCGCGCCGAUGCCGCGACCAACGCCGCCGCCCAGCCCGCGCCCGACGCCCAUGCCCUCGUUUCCAAGAAAGACGCCGCAGCCGACCCCUCGGCCAUCGCGGCGCCCUACACCUAGACCGUCGCCCGCCCCGACGCCGUUACCCGGCGACCCGACGGCCGCGCCCAUCUCUGCGCCGUCGCCGCGGCCCACGCGCCGACCGUCGCCGAUGCCUACGCGGCGACCAUCGCCGCGGCCGACGCCGCAGCCCUCGCCGCGCCCGACCCCUCGUCCCUCGUGGGAGCCGUCGCGGCGGCCGACGCCUGCACCCAGCCUACGCCCGACGACGAUUUAUGGCUACACUAUGACCGACAGCAAUAUCAGAACGGCCGUCGACGCGUGGCUCGCGAACCCGACGGCCGCCGAGGCGACGUACGGCCACAUCUCGACGUGGGCGACUGGGGGCGUGACGGACAUGGAGGAGCUGUUCGAAGAUGCCUCGUCCUUCAACGAGGAUAUCGGCGAGUGGGACAUCUCUGGCGUGACAACGAUGGAGGACAUGUUCAGGGGCGCCUCGGCCUUCGACCAGGACCUCGGCUGGUGCGUUGACGACGACGUGGACCUGGACGACGCGUUCGACGAUACCCCGUGCGAGUCGACGUCGUGCGGCGUCAAGCAAGGGGACGGCGCCUGCGCGCCGACGCCGCGCCCGACGCCCGAGCCGUCGCCGGUGCCCGAAAGCCCGACGCAACGGCCAUCACACAAACCGACGCCCAAGCCCAGCGCGACGCCGACGCCGCGGCCGACGCCGCCGCCGACUCCGGCGCCAACUCCCGCCCAAACGCUCGUCCAGGUCGAUUCUUCGGUGACGCUCGCGGGCAUCGUCGCCACCGAGUUUAACGCCGACGAAGACAUGAAGGCGGCCUUUGCACAGUCCGUCCUGGAUAGCGCCAACGGAGCCUUCGACGAAGUAAUUGAUAUCGAGGCGGCCGGGAUCGUGUCCGCCGGGAAACGGAGACGCCUCGACGACGGCGCGGGCGUCGACGUCUCCUACACGGGCGUCGCGCGCGUCGACGACACCGAAACAGCCGAGGCGGACUCGGCGGACUUGCUGCAGCAGUCUACGGAGGCCCUGAGGACAGCUGUCGACGACGGGAGCUUCUUAAGCACGCUGCAGGCAGCGGAUGCAGCAUUCGCCGCCGUGAAGGUGGACCUCGAAGCGACGAAAGCGGCGUUGUUGGCGGCCACGGUCGUCUUCGUCGUCACGACGCCUGCGCCGACCACAUCGCCGACCACGUCGCCGACCACGUCGCCGACGCCGAGCCCGUCAAAGACGCCGCUGGCGAGCGACAAGUCGAGCGGCAAGGGCUCGGGCGGCGACACGACGGCGGCGAGCGCCGGCGGCGGCGCGGCGGCGGGCGUCGUGCUCUUACUGGCCGCCGGCGUCAUGCUUUCUCGGCGCAGGAACGCCAGGAAGACCGACGAGGAGGUGGACGUCGAGGCACCGGCAACGCGACCGAGCGACAACGUGCCAUCCCCGCCCGAGUCGACGCGUCCGAGCGAGGCGAGCGCCGCCACGGCCGAGACGGCCGAGCUGCCGCCGCCGCCGCCGCCGCGGCCCUCGCUCACCUCGCCCAGCAGUGCGCGCAGCGCGCGGGGCCUCAUGCGGGGAGUCAGCCGCUUCGUCGGCAAAGCCCUCGCUUCGCUCAGGGUGAUUCCGAGGCACCUUACUUUUGGUGAAGGGACGGCGAGGGUGAACUGGCCGAAGUCCGAGGACCUGGUGGGCCGCAGCGUCGACGGCCGCUGGGAGCUGGCGUCGGCGUCGGACGGCUACGACGUGCCGUGCACGCCCGCCCAGCGGGAGGCGUUCGAGCGCGUCCAGGGGACCGCCCUCGCAGGGCGGGCCGCGGCGCUGCGGACGUCAUUAGAUCUGCUGCGCGUGAGCUGGGAGGUCGGUCGCGUUCAGUUUAAUGUGCGGCGCGGGAACUGCUUCGGCGACGCUAUUAGUGUGUUGGGGGAGCUACCGGUCGAAAGGUGGCGCCAGCCGUUCUUCGUGGUGUUCCGCGGCGAGCCGGGCCUCGAUGCGGGCGGCGUCUCGCGGGAAUUCUUCUUCAAGGCCAUCAGUGAACUGCUGGACCCGGUCAAGGGCGUCUUCCGAGUGGUCGAGGGUUCUACAUAUUAUCCGAACGACGAUUUCGUGGUGAAACGAGCGCUAAACGGGGCGGAGGACCGCGUCCUCACGUUCGCUGGAAGGUUGUUGGGAAAAGCAUUGCUUGAGGGCCACCACGUCCCUGCCGGGUGGAACAGCGUCCUGCUGAAGCAUCUCAUGGCGCUGCCCGUCUCCCUGAGAGACGACCUGUGCCUGAUCGACGCCGAAAUCAGCCGCUCGUUGGAACUCAUCGCCGACAUGUCCGGGGCGCAACUGACUGACCUGGCGCUGACCUUUUCGGUGGCCAGACCGACAUUGAACGGCUUCGAGGACGUGUCCCUCCGCGGCGACGGCGGCGAGGAGGUCACCGAGGGGAACGUCCAAGAGUUCGCCCGUUUAAGAGCGACGGCGGACCUCGGCGGGCAGCAGGCGAAGAGCAUCGGGUGCCUGGUACGAGGCUUUCGCGACGUCGUGCCGGAGGCCACGUUACUACUCUUGGAAACUCCAGAGGAGCUGCGAGAAGCUUUGGCCGGCGUCGAGGCUCUGAAUGUGGACGACUGGCGGGCUGCGACGCAAUUGCGAGGCGAGUUCAAGGACACUCCGAAGCACAGGGUCGUGGAGUGGUUCUGGUCGCACGUGACGACGCUCAACGCGUCCAAGAAGGCGGAGCUGCUCAAGUGGGCCACCGGAAGCGCAAGGUGCCCCUUGGGCGGCUUUGCGAAAUUGCAUGGGCGGGAUGGGGUCUUGCGGCCUUUCACUCUGACGUCCGUCGAGCUGGCGCAAUGCGCCUAUCCUAGAGCGCAUACCUGCUUCAACCGCAUCGACCUGCCGCUGUACUCGUCCAAGCAUGACCUCGUCGCGGCAUUCGAUGUAGCGCUGGACCCGCGGCAGGCCCAGGUAUUUUCGAUGGACUGACGUGCGCGCGCGCGGUGCGCCGCGGUCCGCGGAAACCGAACCCGUACCCCUACACGCCAUCGACGCGUGGCGUCAUGAUCAUGAUCGCGUGCGCUGACCUUAGGAAUUAACUAGCUGUUGUGGUAAACUUAGAGAUCCCUU